CCAACACAGCUAGUGCUAACCAACCAUCCAACACAGCCACUUCAUCCAGUGCAACCACACCAUCCUGUACGACACGUCGAUGUCUGGCCAGCAUGCUGAUUGCGAAAGAAGCUCUGAGUCAGCCACAGUCUCCAUCAUGCAUCUCAAAUAUCAGUGUGCCGUCAAUAGUGUAUGAAACUCUGUCUGUCGUAAGUCCCUUUCUGUUCCUUUUAAUUGAGUUUUGUACAAUGUGAGGAGUUUCAGAGAUAACCUAUUGACAGUUGUAUCAUUAUGUGAUGAUUAAUUAUACCACAGCAUUGUUGAGUACUCAUUUACAAUUGGCUAAAAUGGCAUUCUAAAAUGGACAUUAAAACCAGCUAACGGGACAGUUGAAAAAUAUAUCGGGACAGUUGGAAAAGAUAUCUGGAUUAUGACACAUUAUGUGCCUACACAUGCAGACCGUACUUGCUACAAAGUUACAGAAAGCUAAACCAACAACCACACAAACCGAAAUUGGAUACAUUGUAAACGCAGGUACAACAAGGAAAAACUUAGCUAGCUAGCACUGAUUUGUUUUUCAGAUACUUAUUUUUUUGUGAGCGUCAGAUGACCUAAUGUGGUGAGUGAUGAACAUGCAUUUUUGCAGUCAUGACGGUAGCACUAUGCUGUCAAAUCAUCCCACGUUUUAAAUUUGACCAGCUGUUUUCAGCAACUGGUAUUUUUGAAUUAGGUUCCCAUAUUGGCAGAUUUGCUAGCAACAAACUAUUUAGCUAGCUUCUAGCCUAGUGUUUUGAUAUGCAAUGCGAUCUCCUCGUAAUGAACAGUGUCGAGCAUCCUGACGGAAAGGCAAACUUUUCUAGCUAUGCCAGGCAAAAUCAGGCUUGAUCAGCUCAUUGUUAUGGAUGUAUCCAAAUUAAUGCCAAUAGAAAAAAGCUUUAACAAAUGCAAAUGCAUCUACUUUGCUGUUAUUCUGGCAGCAGAGGUCGUGACUGUGUUAGCCAUAGCUAGUUGGCUAACUAGCAAGAAAGGGACAAGAAGGUUGCCAGCGAGCACAACAAAUAGAACGAACGACUGGGUCUCUAGCAAUUAAAAGAUGAGAAAGUAUGAAUUAUCUUAUAAAAAUGAAAAUAAAAAUGACAAAAUAGUAUUUCUACCUGUAAAUGUGUGCUUUAGUAUUGUUUUCUUUGGCAACUGUGGUAUAAGCGGGAUAAACGCCUCAGUUCUGUACAUUACAGUUAUUACCUUAGAAAAAUUAACUCUGCAAAGGGACUUGGCUCCACCUCGUCCCGCUGCGUAGUCAAUUAAUUCCAAGGUAAACUUCUUCUUCUUCUAUGAUAUAAUGGCGGUCCGCAAACCAACGUUAAAGGUGAAUGCCGCCACCUACGGUGCUAGAGUGUGUGGUCAAUCAUGGUUUACAACAUUUCUAAAUCAUCCUACCUAACUCAGUACUUCUGAGAAAAUAAAAAAGAGCCCUUCUAACUUCUAAUAGACACCCCCCCCCCCCCCCCCCCCCCCCCAACCCCAUACAACCUCAAUGACCCUACAAUUCCAUCUUUCCCUCUCUUCAACAUACUUACAACAAUAUAACAACACAUGAUUCACCGUUUCUUUCCAAGGUAAUGUACAGAAUGUUGGCAUUCAUCCCUUACUUAUUAUCUUCCUAAUAGGACACAAAAGGCCUCCGCUUCGAGAGUCAGCUGCAAGUUAUGUUGGUACGUACACAUAAAAAAUCGAAUGAGACAUUCAAGUAAAUGUGACAUUUUGUAAUACUACUCAUGAUUAUGAUUCUAAACUACAGUCUUGGGAAGACCCUGACUUAUCAUGGGACACAUCAGUCUAUCAUCAUGAUAUGGUGGUCCUGCCUGUCAGCAAAAUCUGGACUCCUGAACUCCAUGUGACUAAUGGGUGAGUCCACUUACAACAGAAUACAAUAACCUAUGUUUAAUUUAUUCUUGAUUCCUUUUAUAACAUGAUCUUCUAAAUAGUGAGUGACAGAUCUACAGAAAUCAAUUAGAGAUACAGUAUUAAUUUGAGUGGCUAAAUGGUUAGGUGUGACAGUUUCAGUAGAUCAAUCCUCAGUUGUCUAUCCUCAACCUCAUAUCUAGAGUGCAAACAACGAUAAAGCACAGCAACAAGGAUUUGCUGGUGCACAGCAACGGGACUAUAGAGCACAUGAUCAUCAUGAAUACUGUGGUGGGCUGUGAGGUCAAUCUGUACAACUACCCCUUCGCUUCGGAUUUCUGCCCCAUCGCCAUCAAUGUGUGGGCACUUAGAGGUAAGUGCAUAAUUUCAGCCUCAUUCUGUCUGCUAAAUGGCUCUUGCACACAAUUACUUACCAAAGAUCUUAUUAAAAACAAGAUGUUACCAAAAACAACAACAACUUUUUAUAAUCUGUAUAGCCUACUGCAAUUCAGUAUAUAAUGCAAUUCAGUUUAUUUGUCGUCUUUGGAAUUGUCUAUGCUCCCUGACUGUCCUCCCUCCUGACCAAUGAUGUACAGUGCCUUCAGAAAGUAUUCAUACCCCUUGACUUAUUCCACAUUUUGUUGUUACAGCCUGAAUUCAAAAUUGAUUAAAUAUAUUUUCUCUCUCACGCAUCUACAUACAACACCCCAUAUGAAAACGUUUUUAGAAAUGUUUGCAUAUUUAUUUAAAUUGAGCUCAGGUGCAUCCAAUUUCCUUUGAUCAUCCUUGAGAUGUCACUACAACUUGAUUGGAAUAUACCUGUUUAUGUAAGGUCCUACAGUUGACAGUGCAUGUCAGAGCAGAAAUUACACCAUGAAGUCCUAGGAACUGUGCGUAGAUCUCCCAGAUUUGUGAUAAGGCAUACAGUAUAUCUGGAGAAGGGUAUAAAAUAAUUUCUAGAGUGUUGAAAGUUUCCAAGAGCACAGUGGUCUCCAUCAUUGGGAAAUUUACAAAAUAUGGAAGUACCCAGACUAGAGCUGGCCGUCUGACCAAACUGAGCAACUGGGAAAGAAGGACCUUGGUCAGGGAGGUAACCAAGAACUCAAUGACCACUCUGACAGAACUACAGAGUUCCUUGGCUGAGAUGGGAGAACUUGCCAGAAGGACAACAGUCUCUACAGCACUUCACUAAUCUGGGCUUUAUGGGAGAGGGGCCAGACGGAAGCCACUCCUGAGAAAAAGACACAUGACAGCACGCCUGGAGUUGGCAAAAAGGCACAUUAAAGACUUCUGUGGUCUGAUGAGACAAAAAUUGAACUCUUUGGCCUGAAUGCAAACCACUAUGUCUGGAGAAAACCAGGCACAGCUCAUCAGUCGUCUAACACCAUCCCUACCGUUGUGGCAGCAUCAUGCUAUGGGGAUGAUUUUCAGCAGCAUGGAUUGGGAGACUGGUAGGGAUAGAGGGAACAAUGAAUGGAGCCAAAUACAGGCAAAUCAUUGAUGAGAACCUGCUUCAGAGUGCAAACGACCUUAGACUGGGCCAAAGAUUUACGUUCCAACAGGACAAUGACCCCAAGCAUACAGCCAAAGCAACGAUGGAAUGGCUUCAGAACAAGAGCGUGAAAGUCAUUUUGUGGCCCAGCCAAAGCCCAGACUUGAAUCCCAUUGAAAAGACUUGAAAAGUACUGUUCAUCGCCACUCCCCAUCUAACUUAACAGAGCUUGAGAAAAUCUGCAAGAAGAAUGGGAGAAAAUCCCCAAAUCCAGAUGGCAACACAACCAAGAUGUGUAACACAAGUCAAGGGGUAUGAAUACUUUCUGAAGGCACUGUAUAUAAACCCUGGAUUGCUGAUGCUAUGUAUUGGCCAUUGAGAGGCUUUGAAGCCACCGGUCGGCCAUAUUGGCACUCCCCAGUAGGAACAGUCCUCCAUAAGAAUGAAUGGAAUUCUACAGUAUUUCAAUUAAAUGUUUCAAGGAUAAAAUUACAUGUAUUUAAGUAUUGUUUUGUUGUAGUGGCGACAGUAACAUUAGUAAUCUCUAAACAUUAUACUUUAAAAACCCCUGGAGUCAAUGUCCGCGCCCCUGUGGACAUCUAAUUAGCAUAAUAAUACAAAAUCCCAAUCAAAUUUGUCCAUUUAAGAUAGAGAUAUCUGUUUUUUUGCAUCACUAAUAUUACCCCUCUAUGGAAAGGUGAGUCUCUCACGAACACGGAAGUCCACAAGCCUCACCAGACUAGUGUGAAGGUAGCCGGGUACCAGUUGAAAAAAUGAAAGGAAGAAUAUAUGAGAGUUUAGUGCCUAAAAUAAGGAGUUAAAUAAUAAAUAAAUAAAAUAAUAAUAGUUUCCUGAUCUUUCUUAUAUCUCUCAGAUAUAGGACAGACACUUCAGAACAAACUUAUUUUAGAUUUAUUUGGGGGACUAUCUGUUUAUCCAUGUAUGAAGCUGCUAUUCAAUGUGUUUAUAUGGUGUCUGUAAUAGAAUAAAUGUGGUGAAAAUGAAUGUAGAGAUUAAUAAAUGCUUCCAAAAUAUACAGUGGGGAGAACAAGUAUUUGAUACACUGCCGAUUUCGCAGGUUUUCCUACUUACAAAGCAUGUAGAGGUCUGUCAUUUUUAUCAUAGGUACACUUCAACUGUGAGAGACGGAAUCUAAAACAAAAAUCCAGAAGAUCACAUUGUAUGAUUUUUAAGUCAUUCAUUUGCAUUUUAUUGCAUGACAUAAGUAUUUGAUACAUCAGAAAAGCAGAACUUAAUAUUUGGUACAGAAACCUUACAGAGAUCAUACGUUUCCUGUAGGUCUUGACCAGGUUUGCACACACUGCAGCAGGGAUUUUGGCCCACUCCUCCAUACAGACCUUCUCCAGAUCCUUCAGGUUUCAGAGCUGUCGCUGGGCAAUACGGACUUUCAGCUCCCUCCAAAGAUUUUCUAUUGGGUUCAGGUCUGGAGACUGGCUAGGCCACUCCAGGACCUUGAGAUGCUUCUUACGUAGCCACUCCUUAGUUGCCCUGGCUGUGUUUCAGGUCGUUGUCAUGCUGGAAGACCCAGCCACGACCCAUCUUCAAUGCUCUUACUGAGGGAAGGAGGUUGUUGGCCAAGAUCUCGCGAUACAUGGCCCCAUCCAUCCUCCCCUCAAUACGGUGCAGUCGUCCUGUCCCCUUUGCAGAAAAACAUCCCCAAAGAAUGAUGUUUCCACCUCCAUGCUUCACGGUUGGGAUGGUGUUCUUGGGGUUGUACUCAUCCUUCUUCCUCCAAACACAGAGAGUGGAGUUUAGACCAAAAAGCUAUAUUUUUGUCUCAUCAGACCACAUGACCUUCUCCCAUUCCUCCUCUGGAUCAUCCAGAUGGUCAUUGGCAAACUUCAGACGGGCCUGGACAUGCGCUGGCUUGAGCAGCGGGACCUUGCGUGCGCUGCAGGAAUUUAAUCCAUGACGGCGUAGUGUGUUACUAGUGUGUUACUAGUGUUUCUUUGAGACUGUGGUCCCAGCUCUCUUCAGGUCAUUGACCAGGUCCUGCCGUGUAGUUCUGGGCUGAUCCCUCACCUUCCUCAUGAUCAUUGAUGCCCCACAAGGUGAGAUCUUAAAUGGAGCCCCAGACCGAGGAUGAUUGAUUGUCAUCUUGAACUUCUUCCAUUUUCUAAUAAUUGCGCCAACAGUUGUUGCCUUCUCACCAAGCUGCUUGCCUAUUGUCCUGUAGCCCAUCCCAGCCUUGUGCAGGUCUACACUUUAUCCCUGAUGUCCUUACACAGCUCUCUGGUCUUGGCCAUUGUGGAGAGGUUGGAGUCUGUUUGAUUGAGUGUGUGGACAGGUGUCUUUUAUACAGGUAACGAGUUCAAACAGGUGCAGUUAAUACAGGUAAUGAGUGGAGAACAGGAGGGCUUCUUAAAGAAAAACUAACAGGUCAGUGAGAGCCGGAAUUCUUACUGGUUGGUAGGUGAUCAAAUACUUAUGUCAUGCAAUAAAAUGCUAAUUAAUUACUUUAAAAUCAUACAAUGUGAUUUUCUGGAUUUUUGUUUUAGAUUCCGUCUCUCACAGUUGAAGUGUACCUAUGAUAAAAAUUACAGACCUCUACAUGCUUUGUAAGUAGGAAAACCUGCAAAAUCGGCAGUGUAUCAAAUACUUGUUCUCCCCACUGUAUAUAUUUUUACAAUACAUUUACAUUUUACAUUUUAGUCAUUUAGCAGACGCUCUUAUCCAGAGCGACUUACAGUUAGUGAAUACAUUAUAUAUAUAUUUUUUAUACUGGCCCCCCAUGGGAAUCGAACCCACAACCCUGGCGUUGCAAACGCCAUGCUCUAUCAACUGAGCUACAUCCCUGCCGGCCAUUCCCUCCCCUACCCUGGACGACGCUGGGCCAAUUGUGCGCCGCCCAUGAGUCUCCCGGUCGCGGUCGGCUGCGACAGAGCCUGGAUUCGAACCAGGAUCUCUAGUGGCACAGUUAGCACUGCGAUGCAGUGCCUUAGACCACUGCGCCACUCAGGAGUGGCGCAGUGGUGGGGGAGUGCCAAGAUGGAGGCAUGGUGGCUUCAACACAGCGGCCCCCAUCUGUCAUGAAGUGUAUACAGUGCAUUCGGAAAGUACUCAGACCCCUUGACUUUUUCAACAUUUUGUUACGUUACAGCCUUAUUCUAAAAUUGAUUAAAUUGGGUUUUUUCUUCAUCAAUCUACACACAAUAUCCCAUAAUAACAAAGCAAAAACAGGUUUUUUGAAUUAUUUGCAAAUUUCUUACAAAUAAAAAAAAUGAAAUAUCAUAUUUACAUAAGUAUUCAGACCUUUACUCAGUACUUUGUUGAAGCACCUUUGGCAGCAAUUACGGCCUCGAGUCUUCUUGGGUAUGACGCUACAAGCUUGGCACACCUGUAUUUGGGGAGUUCCUCCCAUUCUUCUCUGCAGAUCCUCUCAAGCUCUGUCAGGUUGGAUGGGGAGCGUCGCUGCACAGCUAUUUUCAGGUCUCUCCAGAGAUGUUCGAACGGGUUCAUGUCCGGGCUCUGGCUGGAAAACUCAAGGACAUUCAUUGACUUGUCCUGAAGCCACUCCUGUACUUUGCUCCAUUCAUCUUUCCCUCGAUCCCGACUAGUCUCCCAGUCCUUGCUGCUGAAAAUAAUCCCCCACAGCAGCGUCCGUCUGGCCACUCUACCAUAAAGGCCUGAUUGUUGAAGUGCUGCAGAGAUGGUUGUCCUUUUGGAAGGUUCUCCCAUCUCCACAGAGGAAACUCUGGAGCUCUGUCAGAGUGACUAUCGGGUUCUUGGUCACCUCCCUGAUCAAGGCCCUUCUCCCCCGAUUGCUCAGUUUGGCCGGGCGGCCAGCUCUAGGAAGAGUCUUGGUGGUUCCAAACUAAUUCCAUUUAAGAAUGAUGGAGGCCACUGUGUUCUUGGGGACCUUCAAUGCUGCAGACAUAUUUUGGUACCCUUUCCAGAUCUGUGCCUCGACACAAUCCUGUCUCGGAGCUCUACGGACAAUUCCUUCGACCUCAUGGCUUAGUUUUUGCUCUGACAUGUACUGUCAACUGUGGGAUCUUAAAUAGACAGGUGUGUGCCUUCCCAAAUCAUGUCCAAUCAAUUGAAUUUACCACAGGUGGACUCCAAUCAAGUUGUAGAAACAUCUCAAGGAUGAUCAAUGUAAACAGGAUGCACCUGAGCUCAAUUUAGAGUCUCAUAGCAAAGGGUCUGAAUGCUUAUGUAAAUAAGGUAUAUUUUAAUCAAUGUGCAAAAAAUUCUAAAAACCUGUUUUCACUUUGUCAUUAUUGGGUAUUGUGUGUAGAUUGUUGAGGAUUUAUUUAUUUUUUAAUCCAUUUUAGAAUAAGGCUGUAACAUAACAAAAUGUAGAAAAGGUCAAGGGGUCUGAAUACUUUCUGAAGGCACUGUACAUCAUUGUACCUGACACUCCGUCCCCUCCAGGUUUGUGGUAACAGAGACGUGUUUGGGCCGUUGUAUCAUGCUGCAGAUCCAAUUGGCCUUUGCGUGUCUUUUGGUGCUGGUUAGUGGGCUGGACACAGUGAAUAUUAGGGGUGUAAUGGUUCACAAACAUUUUUAUUUGGUUCAGUCCUUGAUUUUUGGCUCGGUUUUCAGGAGGGAAAAAACUAACAAUAUACCAUCCUUUGUAAAUUAUAAUAAAGAUAGACAAUCUUUAGGCCUAAUUUAUCUCCCAAAUUAAAGCUUUAGCCUAGCAUUGAAGGGGAAGUUCAGUAUUUUACAACUUCAUGUUAGAUGGUUCCUCACCCUGAAAGUAGUAUAUGGGCUAGGAGAAAGUGUAAUCUGUGGUUCAGUUUUCUCUGAACAGCAACUACAAACUUCAGCUAACUUUAGCCACUGCUAAGCCAAAAAAAAUUAUGGGAGUGAUUGGGGCAAUCCUGCAAAUCAACUCCAUAUUUAGUUUGUUACUUAAAGGUGAUUUGGACAACUUUUUUUUACAUUGUAUUUUGCAAAUAAUGUGGCACUUCUCUCAGAGACCACACGCUACGAAACAAAGAAGUUUUGUUUGGAUAUGCCUACCAGUGACAUUGUUUCACCAAAGUGGCUCUGAAAUAUUUGUUACAGUAGGCGACCACCACUGGAGUAGGGAUCAAAAUGUUCACAUCUUUAUUUUCUUAUCAUAUCAAUUUUUUUAAGCGUUUAUUUUGUAUUUAUUUAUGUGAUCGUUUUUUCCAUCCUCUCCUGAGAACCAAGAUAAAACCAAAACAAGAGAGUCGAAUAUCAAGAAAUGAACCGAACAAAAAAAUUAUAUCUUUACACCCUUAAAACAAAUGAUUUGUUGUAUUAAGCUAUGGUAUAUGAUCUUUGAAUGAGUGAACUAGUAUAAAAUAUCUGCCUUUCUAGGAUGUGGUAUGUUCCUGAACUUUGGGGCUGUGAGCAAGACUAGCACAAACCGCGGGGAUUGGCUUACCGAGAACGUGGAACUCACUGCUAAAGGAGGCAGAGAUGAUCGCAACUAUCUAUGGGUUAGUGAGUGCUCCCUGGUGAUUUCAUUCGUUUUGUUUUGUGGGACAUGUAAAGAUACUUUACUCUUCCUAUUUUUUAGGGCAGAGCUUAAACAACAUUUACACACUAAAAAUACAAUGCACUUAAAUAAAAAUGUAUCUGAUGUUUUCAUACCUUUCAUAAGUAGUGUUCCGUUGAGAUAAAUACACAUCCCAGGCUAUCUAUUGCGUAGAUCCAUAAAUACACAUCCCAGGCUAUCUAUUGUGUAGAUUCAGCUACAUGUCACAAUCCCAAAUUAAUGGAAAAGAUGAGCACUAUGUAAUUUCCAGAUUUGCAGUGCGUAUCUUUUCCCAUUCAUUUGGGGUUAAGGAAUAGUUGGAUCUGCACAACCGAUGGUGAAGAAUGUGGACUCAUUGACAUUAGGCUUCUUUUGAGUUCUGAAAACAUCUGACAAAGUCUGAUUUUGGAGUGUAAUGCUCUUCCCUUUCAAUUUUAAACAAAUGCUACGUUUAGAUGCAAGAGCUCGAAAAACUAAUUAUUUCAGUCUGGCCUACCAAUCUGUCUUCACAGGUGUCGCUGAAAAUGCGGUCCGAAACCCCGUUUCUGUCCCUGGUCCUGCCAAGUAUACUGAUCAUUGUGGCUGAUGUGGUGAGCUUUGCCCUGCCGCUGGGAGGGGGCGAGCGUAUCUCCUUCAAGGUUACACUGGUUCUCAGCUUCAUCAUGUUCCUCAUCAUCCUCAAGGAUCUUCUGCCUGAAGGAGGCCAGUGCAGCCCCAUCAUCCGUGAGUGUUCUGCGUGGAACAGCAUUUUGUUAUAAAGGGUGUGUAUGUAACAGAGUUAAGAACGAGCCAUAGGCUUUUUUCACAGCUAGCUUGAAAUGUCGCCAAGGGAGCUAUCAAAUUUCUAUAGCUCAAUUGGUUGGUACGUUGUCAAGGAGGACGGUCACGUGUGUUUGCGAGCAGUGAUCCUGAACAGCAACAGUGAUCCUAGUGAUCCUUUGUGAGCAGAGGAUCACUAUUUCUAGCCCGGUAUGUUACAGGGACAGUAAAGGAAGCUAUACUGUUAGCAGCACACUGACAUCAGUUUCAUGUAUACAGCACCUCUCUGCCACCAUAUAACACUCACACAUCUCUCUCUCUCUUGUUGUUCUCCAUAGGAAAGCACUUCUGUUUCUGUUUGGUCAUCCUGGUGUUGAGCAUGUUGCAGUCUAUGGUGCUCACACGUCUGGCUAAGUGUGGCACUCUCUGGCCCUGCAGCCUCUCCAAGUCCAAAGACUCACCGCUUAAAGACACAGACAAUGAAGAGGGUAAACUUUUUAAUUAUUUUGUCAUCUCAGUUACCCACAGAGCAAGAUAUAUUUUUCUGGUUGCCAAAGAAGACGUUAACAAAACGUCCUUAUACAACCAUUUAUAACCUGACCAUGAUGUCAAAAUGACGUUAUUGCAACCAGUUUUACUGGGUACCCCAUAAAAAAUAAUCUAAAUCACCAUAAACUAGUCAAGUUGUAUUUUAUUGAUGCACAACCUUUUCAUUAUUACCCUUUAGAUGCAGUUAAAGCUUGCAGCUGACAUCUUUCCCAGUAUAUUUUCUUGUUACCAUCAUUUGUCUCGUGUAUACGCUGGUCUGGCCAGCUACUGCAUUUGAUGUUUAAUCUGUCACUGAAAACUAUGUCCUGAAUCAUUUUUACCUCUUUAUUUAAUUAUGUUAUUUUAAAUAUGUUAUCCUUUUGUUUCUCUGAUUUACUUUGUUUAGAAUCCAGGCCUGAUAUUACUGUCAUCAAACUGAAAGCCUCAGAGGAAGAGAAGAAUUCACCCCUCCAGAAGGUGGUGAAGUUUCUCAACAAAAUGGCUGCACAAGACCAGAAAGAAGUAAGACACCAUCGCUUUGCCAACAAAGUAGACUUGAUCUGUUUCUGUAUCUAUCUCACCAUCCUCAUUGUUUAUACAGCCGCCAUUUUAUAUUUCUCCUUUGGUUCUCGAUGUGAGAUCAACCAAUUAGAAUUCUGGGAGAACUAA
Molecule: messenger RNA, 10805 nt
Organism: Coregonus sp. 'balchen'
Lineage: Eukaryota; Metazoa; Chordata; Actinopteri; Salmoniformes; Salmonidae
Source: the annotation of a GenBank genome assembly